GCUACCCAAGCAUCUCCCUUUUCUCUCUAUUUUUUGUUCCUUCUCUCUCUCUCUCUCCAAAUCCUCCCACCCACCACCCCCGGCGAAAAUCCUCUAAUGGAAUCCCCGCCUCCGCCAUCCGCGGCAGCUCCUCCACUUUCCACCACCACCGCCACUGCUGCAGCCGCCGCCGCUCCCCCCGCCACCUAUCCCGACUCCAUAGACUCUUCCCCACGCUCCCGCAACACGGACUCAUGGGACGACCCUGCUCUUCCCACUACUCUCCACCCAAAGCUCCGCCUCAUGUGCAGCUAUGGCGGCACCAUCGUCCCUCGCCCCCAUGACAAAUCCUUAUGUUACGUCGGCGGUGACACUCGUAUGGUUGUUGUUGAUCGCCACACUUCCCUCGCUUCCCUCCACCACCGCCUCUCCCUUUCUCUUCUCCGCGGCUGCCCUUUUACUCUCAAGUAUCAACUUCCCUCCGAAGACCUCGAUUCUCUCAUCUCCGUUACAACUGAUGAAGACCUCGAGAACAUGAUCGAUGAAUACGACCGAACUUGUUCCCAAACGACGUCGUCCAGCAAGUCCUCUCGUAUUCGCCUCUUUCUUUUCCCUCUCAAUCCCGACGGAACCCUAACGUCUUCUCAUUCAAUUGGGCCCAUUAUUAACAAUUCCACCAAGUCCGAUGAGUGGUUCCUUAACGCGUUGAAUGGGUCCGGGUUGUUGAACCGAGGGUUUUCGGAUCCCACGACCAACGUCAAUUUGUUGGGUUUGGAUGAUGAUCGUCAGGGCAACGUUGUUGAAGUUGGUUUGAAAGAUGAAGGGAGUGGGAGCCAAAAGAAUAUGAAUUCCAAAGGUCAAGAUGUUCACUCCGUUCCUGAUUCUCCUAUGCUUGAAACCACUUCUUCUUUUGGUUCUACUUCUUCUUCUCCUUCGCUUGCUAACUUGCCUCCGAUCCGGGUCCACGUUGAGGAUCAGAAAGAGCAUAAAGUGGGAAUCGAGGAACAGUUUGCUCAAUUUACUGUGACCGCUACUUCUGCUGCUGCUACUGGUGGUGCUGGUGGUGCAGUGAAGCAACAGGAUGAAGUAUUUGCGGCUAUGUCGAUGCCGCCACCGAUGCCUGCCGGCAUCGCUGCUUCUGGUGGUGGGGUGGGCUUGAAUUCAGGAGUGGUUCCUGGGGAGUAUUCGAAUCGGGGUCUUUCCGAUGAUGAGAGAUCGGAUCAUGGGGUUCCUGUGGGAUAUAGGAAAACACAAACUCCAGUGAUUCAGCCUCAGGGUUUACCUCUUCAGAAUCAACAGAAGUAUAGCAGUGGUCAAGAUUUGGCUUCUCCAGAUUCCAUCUCAAGUGACGGUAGUUUUACAAAUCCAUUAUCACGCCAAAAGCCUGUGAUUUAUCAAGACCCAGUUGUUCAAAUCCCAUCUGGGGUUAACAGGAUUCCUGCAAACGCUAUUGAUCCAAAGCUUAAUAUCUCUGAUCCGAACUCAAUCGGCCGAGUUCAGAUACAACAACAAGUUCAGGAUUCUGGUUAUGUAUUGCAGCAACCACAAUUUGAUCAACAGCAACAACCACAGCAGCAGCAGCAGCAGCAGCAGUUCUUGCAUGCUGCUGGUGCACCGCAUUACAUUCAUCAUCACCAGUCUGGGGCAGUGCCGAUCUCAGCUUAUUAUCCUGUAUAUCCUUCCCAACAGCAACAUCACCAUCAUCAAACACAGAUUGAUCAGCAAUAUCCCCUGUAUUAUGUGUCCGCGAGGCAGCCUCAAGCUUACAACAUGCCUGUCCAGCAACCUAGCAUUAAUGAAGCCCCCACAGGGAUCCCAUCGAGCCGGCCGCAGACUCCUUCCAAUCCUACCAUGGCUCCUACUCAUGUAGCAUACAACCCUAUGAGAAAUGCUCCUCUUGCUAAACCUGAAAUGACUGCUGCUGCUGGUGUAUACAGAACAACAAAUACUGGUAACCCACAACUGGUUCAAGUGCAAAACAGCCAGCAUCAGCAACAAUAUGCGGGUUAUUCUCAGAUUCAUCAUGCAUCACAAUCUGUUGCACCUACCUCCGGCACAGCUGCCACAUAUGCAUAUGAAUUCACUGAUCCAACUCAUGCUCAAAUGUAUUACACUCAGCCUAUGGCACCCAACAUGCCUCCUCAGUACCAAACCAUGACUGCAGUAGUCUUGCCAGAUGCACCCACGCAACUUCCGACUGAUAACAUCAAGCCACAGAUCAGAACUUCACAGCCAAUAUAGAUCAGUCAAGAAGGAAGCGACAAAAAUUUUGAAAGAAGGGUUUGGUUUAUAUCUUUAAAUUCUGUUUUAAAGUCUUGUGUUUUUCAUUGUUAUUGGCUUGUGAUAUGUAUUUGUGAAAGGUAAUAAGGAACUCAAUGGUCUUUUACUAUCUUGUGGAUGUCAUAUUGUUGGUAUUGUCAUAGGGAAUGAAACUCAUCUGAAGAUUUAUACUGUAAAAGCUCGAACUCGGAUAUUGUGUGCUUUGUGCAAUUCAUAUAUCUUUUACUUA
Messenger RNA from Gossypium raimondii (Peruvian cotton), 2488 nucleotides. RefSeq lists its product as hypothetical. The record is from RefSeq and is a predicted model, not a curated record. Lineage: Eukaryota; Viridiplantae; Streptophyta; Magnoliopsida; Malvales; Malvaceae. Gene Ontology annotation, molecular function: protein binding. Bases 97 to 2220 code for a protein of 707 amino acids. The transcript has 2 exons.